CGAAACGGCCACCACAUUGCAUCAAGUGCGUGUGUUCCUGGAUGGCGGAUGGCGAAGCAGCGGCGGCGGCACCAUUGUCGAUGCUGCGGACGUCCUCGUCAUCGUCUUUCGACAACCUAGGACUUGGAUCUCAACCCGCUCCUCUGACGCCUCGCGUCAUCGCGCGUUCGUCCGUCGGUACAGCUUUCUAUCUUUACAAGCACCAAGUCGGUGGCCACAAACCACUGCUGCGAAGUGCCCCCGGAGAAGUAUGCAAACCUGCUCUCCCCCACGAACUACAGUUUUACCAAGGUUUGGAGUCAACGUACCCUCAGCUCAUUCCAUUCGUUCCUGCAUACCUCGGCACGAUCGUUGUCGAUCUACACCCAAGCAGUGGCGAUGACGCUGCAGAUCGCACAACUUCCGACAUUGCCUCAUCCUCUACAGCCUCCAAGUCGGCGUCGCGGCGGCCGAGUCGGUCGUUGGAACACCGAAGCAUCAGUUUGAUCUUGUGGAACAAGGAACUCGUUCGAGACCACGCGUCCUUUCUUUGUGAAUACAUUGUUCUUGGCGAUCUGACUCAAGGCUACAUGCGACCAUGCGUCCUUGACAUCAAGAUGGGCACUCGCCAACACGGAGCCGACGCACCGCCAGAGAAGGCCCGAAGUCACGCACUAAAAUGUGCUACGACGACGUCGGCGACGUUGGGGUUUCGUUUGUGCGGGAUGCAGAUCUACAACCAAGCAGAAGGACGAUAUGUAUUGCGCGACAAGCAUUGGGGACGCCUUCUUCAACCCGCAGAUAUUCUCCCCGCCCUUCGCUUUUUCCUAUCAGCGGGUGAUGUGCUUCGAAUAAAUGCCGUGGUGCAGUUGGCAGCGCGCCUUCGAGACCUUCAGGCAGUUAUUCAGCACACAAGCGGCAUACGUUUCUGGGGCGCAUCGUUGUUGCUCGUGUACGAAGGCGACAUCACCUCGAGCACGUCAGUGGCGCGGACAGACGCGCGCCUGAUUGACUUCGCCAACAGCCACCAUGACCCGUCCCUCUCCACACCAGACCAUGGCCUAUUGCUCGGUCUGGACAACCUCAUCGCCCACCUAGAUCAAAUGAAUGUAGCGGCGUCCGUCGACGCUGAGACAUGAGACUUCCUAGUGUGAGGGGCUUGAUGAUAUUUGAAUUGUGUGACGAUAGUUUUCGCAGGAAUUAAUCCGGUUAUAGUAUCCGGACGCACGAG
This is a messenger RNA of Aphanomyces invadans, 1210 nucleotides long. RefSeq lists its product as hypothetical. Gene Ontology annotation, biological process: inositol phosphate biosynthetic process; phosphatidylinositol phosphate biosynthetic process. Gene Ontology annotation, cellular component: cytoplasm; nucleus. Lineage: Eukaryota; Oomycota; Saprolegniomycetes; Saprolegniales; Verrucalvaceae. The transcript is spliced from 6 exons. Bases 42 to 1118 code for a protein of 358 amino acids. Gene Ontology annotation, molecular function: inositol hexakisphosphate kinase activity. The record is from RefSeq and is a predicted model, not a curated record.